Molecule: messenger RNA, 2722 nt
Organism: Phlebotomus argentipes
Lineage: Eukaryota; Metazoa; Arthropoda; Insecta; Diptera; Psychodidae
Gene: pb
Product: homeotic protein proboscipedia
Exons: 6
Coding region: 1-1845 (614 amino acids)
Biological process (GO): regulation of DNA-templated transcription
Molecular function (GO): DNA binding; DNA-binding transcription factor activity, RNA polymerase II-specific
Source: RefSeq, a predicted model, not a curated record
AUGCAGGAGAAGUGUAACAGUCUGGACCCACAGAUGGGCGCGCAGAUAAAGUCAGAGUCGCCCAUGAACGCCCUCCAGGGGGGUCUCCAGGCGCAGCAGGCCGCCCAGCAGGGCCAGAUGGGUGUGAAGUUGGGACAGAACUGUGAUAAGCGUGCAGACACGGCCUACUGGAUGACCACCGAGAGUGGUUUCAUCAACUCGCAGCCCUCCAUGGCGGAGUUCCUCACGCACAUCGGACCCGAGAGCCCCAAGAUGGGGCCGCAGGGCUACCCGGUCGUCUCCCCGGACGGCAUGGACGGCGUGCCCGAGUAUCCGUGGAUGAAGGAGAAGAAGACGGCUCGCAAGAGCAACGCUCAAGCUGAAUUUGUCGCAGAAAAUGGACUGCCGCGUCGCCUGCGGACCGCCUACACCAACACGCAGCUGCUGGAGCUGGAGAAGGAGUUCCACUUCAACAAAUACCUGUGCCGUCCUCGACGAAUCGAAAUAGCCGCCAGUCUGGAUCUCACGGAGAGACAGGUGAAAGUGUGGUUCCAGAAUCGCCGGAUGAAACACAAGCGACAAACGCUGUCCAAGACCGAUGACGAGGACUCCAACAAGGAUGGUUUAAAAGGUGAUGAUGACAGUCAACCUUGUAAUUCAAACUCAAAGAAAUCCUGCCAAGGAUGCGAACUUCCAUCCGACGAUAUUCCUGACUCCACGUCCAAUUCUCGUGGCCACAACAAUAACACUCCAAGUGCCACCAACAACAAUAAUCAAAAUUCAAACACAACACCAAAUUCCAGCAGCUUGGAUCUCGGAACGCCGACCAACAACGGGGUCGUGUCUAACGGUAUCAACGCCACGAGCAUCAUCAGUGCGGAUUCCAGCGUGGCGUCAAGUGUCAGCCUCGACGACGACGACGAGGCACCGUCCAAGGUGAAGAAGAAAGACGAUAAUCACAUUGUGAAGAAGGAGGCCGUGUCCACAUCGAAGCAGUCCACCUACUUCGGAAACUACGAACUGUACCGGCGCGAGAGCGAAGUGUCGCCUCUGGCGGGCGUGGCGGCGCCGAUAGCGCCCACAAAUGCGCCGUACCCUCGCGCCCAGAUGGGCCAAAUGAAGGGGCCCCAGCAGAGAUAUCAGAACACCAGCAUGGACCCCGCCAGCGGCUACUUCCCCGGCUACUACAAGCAGCAGCAGCCCGAGUACUACGGCAAGUACGAGAUCGAGUUCACGAGCCACCAGAAGCCGAUGAUGGGGCAGCAUCAGGUGGACUUCGUGCACCAGCCCAAGGCGGACUAUCACCAGAUGAAGGGCGAUUUCGGGCACAAGGUGGGCAACUUCCACCAGGGGCAGGCGUACUACCAGGAGGGCGGCGUCCAGUAUCCCCCCAAUCAGUACGGCGGCUACCCCGGCGACUACGAGGCGCCCUCGAUGGACCCGUCCGCGUACUACGAACCCAAGACACAGACCAACUACUACGAGGGCAUGAACUAUCAGCAGCCCGGCGAAUAUCCCGCGGAGGCGUACAUGACGCCGCCAGCUGGCGCCACCAUCCAAUCCACCGACAACUGUGAUAAUUUCGCCACUUUCCAGCAGUACUACGAGACACCGAAUGGCAACCAAGUCCCCGCACCGGCCGGCCACGUCGCCCAUCACCACGGCGUGCACGCGGCGAACUUCGUGGGGCCUCAAACCAUGCAGCAGCAAAUGCCAGCGCAGACACAGCACCAGUACCACGGCGGCGCCAAUGUGAAUCCCAAUGCUGCCAUGGUGGCGCUGGAGAACAGCAACAGCUCGUCGGAUUUCAACUUCCUCAGCAAUCUCGCCAACGACUUCGCUCCCGAGUAUUACCAGCUGAGUUAGUCACUCUCCAGGGCAGCGCAGUGAAUGGGUCACGCACCGCACAGAUGCGACAUCCCUCGUGAUCCACGGAGUCACGAGCAGUGUCAGAAGAAUUUGUAAAUUGCACACAAUGUCCGCUGAAGAGGAAGUUCGAGUGACUAGAAUGUUUCUGAAAAUCAAUAUUCAACUGAAAGAUGACACUUUUCACAGAUAAAUUGAUACGUCUUGUCCCUAUAUUUCAAUACUACCAGUUGAUAAGGAAUACAUUGUCAAGGAAGCUUUGCUGUCCACUAUUAAUAGAAAAAAGUAAUUAUUUUGCAUAAAGUUCAAUUCAGUACUUUAUAGGAAAGAACUAUUCCUCCAAAAUCAUCGGACAGAACUUAUCCUGUAAGAAGAAGAAGAAAAAAAAUCAAUUCUAAUCUCAAGCAAGAAUGGACAUAGGAAAAGAGAAGAAAUUUUCGAAUAAUUUAUUGAAUGUGUAAAGAGCAUAAAAGUUCACAAGAUAUUUGUAUAAAGCGCAAGAAGGAUACUUAAAUUAUGACAGAAAAACUUACAAUUAGUAUUUAAAUGGAAGAUAUAAUAAGGAAUUAACAUAAAUAACAAUUGAUGUGUAAAACCACGAUAAACUUUAUGAUCAAAAUAUCUUUCUCUCAAGAAAUUUGUUCACCGCGAAUUCUUUUCACAGGGAAACAUUUCGGCAAAAUGAAUUGUUAUGUUGAGUUUGUUGAGUUCAAAAAUUAUUCUCUCAAAGAAAAGCACCAUUUAAUAUUUUGCUUUGUUUUAUGAUUUGUGCAUGAAAAUGCCUUUCUUUAUCGAAUGAAAAGAAUUUCUUAGCUGAGCGACAGCGAGCAAUUUAGGAAUGUAUAAUCUUUUGAUGAUUUUGAAUCUCUCCUCUAGC